AUGGCAAAUGACUCUCCGGAUCAACCAAAGUACGCCGUCACAGUACACGAUACUCCCAAAUUCGAUCUUGCCGCCUACAUCUCCAACUACAAGGGCCGAACAGUCUUUCGACGACUCCACCUCAUCGCAUCAUGUUCGACCGUCUUGGAAGAGGAAGCUGCACGAUUGGCAGUCAUCGAGGCAAAGAAAGGCAAGGAUGUUCGAAAUUAUCAAGAGGCUGUCGCACUGUUGAAGCGGGUGGCGAAGGGCAAGAAUCUGGACCAUCUCUUAGAUCCGGUAUGGGCUGCACAACAAGAGAAAAAGAAUAUCGCCGAGACAGCCCGUCUGGAAGGUGAACUGAAGGGGUAUAAAAAUAACCUGAUCAAAGAGAGCAUACGAAUGGGGAACGAAGACUUGGGUACUCACUACUACACCAUUGGCGAUCUGAACAAUGCCGUCAAAGCCUAUUCACGCAUGCGGGAUUACUGCACGACGCCCGCCCACAUCGCCUCUACGGCGUUCAGGAUCAUAGCUGUGGCAAUCGAACAGAAGAAUUGGCUGGCGGUUCAGUCCCAAGUACACAAGAUCCGCAAUCUUCAAAUGAAGCCGGACGACAUGACUAGAAAUCAACCCAAGACACAUUCCGCCAUGGGUCUUCAGCAGAUGUCCACUGGGGAAUACCGAGAGGCUGCUAUGAGCUUUCUCAACACCGACGCCAGUUUGGGAGACAGUUACAGCGAUGUGCUGACGAGCAACGAUGUGGCCGUCUAUGGAGGUCUAUGCGCACUGGCAUCCAUGUCUCGAUCUGAAUUGCAAGCGAAAGUCCUGGAGAACACCAACUUUCGUAACUUCCUCGAAUUAGAACCUCACAUUCGUCGAGCCAUUGCCUUCUUCUGUGCAAGCAAGUAUAGUCAAUGUCUGGAAAUUCUCGAAUCCUACCGAGCAGACUAUCUUCUGGACAUCUAUCUUCAACCCCUAGUUGCCGACAUCUACAAGAAAGUGCGGACAAAGAGCAUCAUUCAGUACUUCCAACCGUUCAGCAAAGUCACCCUGGCUGGUAUGGAGCAGAUGUUCGGUAGUCCUGUGGCUGCAAGCGCAACGGCCAAUGGCCAGGCACCACCCCAGCAGGAGUUUCUGGAUGAGAUCAUCUCUUUGAUUGGAGAUGGCAAGCUCGAUGCCCGAAUUGAUAUGGAACACGGCGUGCUCCAGGCCGUUGAACAUAAUCCCCGAGGUGAAGCUCAGCAAGCGGCUCUUGAUAUGGUCGAUGGAUUUACUCGUGAAGCCCGGAUGAAACUGAUCCGGUUACAAGUCCUCAAUGCCGGGUUGGAGGUCAAACCACCAGCUAGGAAGAAGACGUGGGAGGCAACAGAUCAAGGGGACACAUUAUGGGAUGAAGGGACAUCGGCGCUUGCUGCUAAUGCUAGUGGUUAUCCACAAUCAGGUCCUGGAGGACAAGUUUCGAUACAGGCUCAGGCCCACGCUCAAAAGGGCAGAUAG
This is a messenger RNA of Rhinocladiella mackenziei CBS 650.93, 1476 nucleotides long. RefSeq lists its product as uncharacterized. The coding region runs from base 1 to 1476 and encodes 491 amino acids. Lineage: Eukaryota; Fungi; Ascomycota; Eurotiomycetes; Chaetothyriales; Herpotrichiellaceae. The record is from RefSeq and is a predicted model, not a curated record. The transcript has 4 exons. Gene Ontology annotation, cellular component: COP9 signalosome.